Molecule: messenger RNA, 6957 nt
Organism: Chroicocephalus ridibundus (black-headed gull)
Lineage: Eukaryota; Metazoa; Chordata; Aves; Charadriiformes; Laridae
Gene: CCDC77
Product: coiled-coil domain containing 77
Exons: 11
Coding region: 306-1763 (485 amino acids)
Cellular component (GO): centrosome
Source: RefSeq, a predicted model, not a curated record
CGGUUGUGGCGGUUGUUUUGCCGUUGGGGGCCCCUCGUGGUAGAGGGCUUUGAGGCGGCAGCGGCCCUGGCCGUAUGCAGGUGGUGCCGGUCUCCUCCUGCGCUGCCUCGGGAGCUUGUCCCUGGCUCGUUUGGUGGGGGGCUUGUGAGGGGCUUUCCCGCCUGGCGAUGGCCGUUCCCGGCGCGGCCUGCGGCGCGCCCUAGCCCGUGUCUCCGCCGGCCACCUCCGCCAGCAGCCCGGCCGAACCCCGGCUGGAAGCUUCUGUCCCCUGCCCGCGGGGAGCCCGGCCCUUCCGCAGGGGAGCCAUGAGCGCGACGGACCGCCCUGCGGGGACCUCCCCUCGCUCCAGAAGAUACGCGAGUUCUCAGUCUCCAUGUCAGGAGGACCUUACUCCACUCCCUUCAAUCAGUGAGCGUUUGGCCUUUCUCCGCCCUUCCCGGGAGCUGCUAGAAUACUACCGCAGGAAGAUUGCUGACUUCGAUGAGGAACAUGAGGAUUUGGUAAAAAGGCUGGAGAGAUACAAAGAAACGUACGAUGAGCAGCACAAAUUGCAGCAGGAAGUGUGUCAGCGGGAAGAGGAGAUUGCAGAGUUGCAAAAGGCUUUGAGCGACAUGCAAGUCUACCUCUUCCAGGAGAGGGAACAUGUCCUUCGUCUUUACUCAGAGAAUGACCGGCUGAAAAUCAGGGAAUUGGAGGAUAGAAAAAAAAUUCAACAUCUCCUGGCUUUAGUGGGAACAGACAAAGGAGAGGUUACAUAUUUUCACAAGGAGCCUCCACAUAAGGUUACUGUUCUGCAAAGGCCAGUUAAAUCCAGAGAUCCACAUGAACGAAAUGAUACUUCUGCAACAGGCACCAAGAGGAGCACUUCAAAACCAGCAGCAAAAGGAGAGAAACCAGAAAGUCCUGAGAGAUAUCGGAGAGACAAUCAAACACUCCUGCUUCAGGUGGAGGCCCUGCAAGCUCAGAUAGAAGAACAGACACGAUUAUCCAAGGAACAGGUUGAGGCACUACUAGAGGACAGGCGGAUUCACAUGGAGGAAGCCCAGGUCCAGCAUCAGAGGGACCAGGACAAGAUCAAAACUAUAACAGAUAAACUCCGUAAGACUCAGAAUCUCUUAUAUGAGAGUACCCGUGACUUUCUCCAGCUCAAGUUUGAUGCCCGAGCUAAUGAGAAAGCAUGGAUGGCAGAGAAGGACAGUCUGUUGAGGAAACUUGACAAAGAUCUGGAUCAGCUUAUUAUCAGCAAGGAGCCAGGGAGAGAGAAGAAGCAGAGAGACACCAAGAAGAUACUUCGCGCAGAUGAUGGGGCUCAUAAACUCCACAGCAGAGAAAUAAAGUCACUGCAAGAACAGCUAAUGCAGGAACAACGCCUAUCAAACAUGUAUAGAGAGCAGUGUGUCACCCUGGAAAAUGAGCUGGCUAGAAUUCGUGAGGAGGGAGAUGUUGGCAGAGAGCUCUUUAAGGAACGCUCAGAAAAGAUGGGGAAGCGCCUGAAGCUGAUGACUCAGCGAUAUGAGGCCUUGGAAAAACGUCGUAAUAUGGAAGUGGAAGGCUUCAGGAAUGACAUUAAACAGCUUCGGCAGAAGCUGAAAGAUGUAGAGAACCAGCUUUUUAAGGUGACUUUGAAUAUUGGACCAGACCAGGAUCUUGCAAUUCUACAUGAGGUCCGCCAAGGAAACAGACUAACCCGUAAAAUUCAAGGAGAACUAAAAAACUUAAAAGCUAAAAUCUAUGGCUUAGAGAAUGAACUACGGGUCUGCUGAAGCUGAGGUAUUAGCUGACAUCCUAGUUUUAGGAAUGGGACAUUGCUAGGCUGGAGUAGUCAUAUGUGAGAGCAGCUCCUGCCUGUCUGUUUCCUGGUGUCCAGUGAUAGGAGGCUUGAGGAAACCUGCAGUUAAUGUCGUAACAUUUUUCAUGAGCCGCUCCUAACAUGCCAGAUUAUAUUGCUGUUUCAGCUGAGAGAUGGCACCUGAUAAGACUGACAUAGAAAAUACAUGACUGAUACAUAAGGAAUAUGCUUAUGACUUACAUCUUACCUUCACAUCUGUGGUACGGGUCAGUGUAUACUGGCCUUCACCUUUAUUUGGAGCUUGUUAUAAACCAUACAUGGUUAUAAUGAAAUUAAUAAUCAUGGAAGGAUCUAGUUCAGGAUCUGAAUUGCUUGACUGACCUUUUCCUAUGUGAGAAGCAGCUUUUAAAAUGGUUUAAAUUAUUACUGUUUUAGUGCUUAGGCACUUCAGGAUGUAACUGGAAAUUUUCUUUGAAAAAGACCACAUAUAGAAAGUAUGUACUAAAUUUUAUUAUGUCUGACUCUCCCUUUGACAGUAUAAUUAUUUUAAAAUUACUUCCCUUUGCUUGGUUCUAAGCUAAUUGGGACAAACCUGAGUGAUUUAAUAUGGUGGGAAAAGAUAGCCUGUUAUAGAACUCAUCUGCCAUUACCAGCAACAUCUAUACUUGUUUUGAAUGUUUGAGGGGGAAGGAAAUACUACACUGAGUGUCAUAGUCUCAUCCCCUUCUUCGCAGUUUAUCCUGACGCACAGAGGAAGGCCAUCAUAAAAGGCAUCUAGUAUCUUCCUUAACCACCAUGUUCUCUAUCUUUGUAGCUUUAAACAAUAUCAUGGUCAUGUAGCAACAAAUCAUGGUCAGCUUUUGCUACAGCAGUUGUUGCUACUGAACUGGAGCUGAAAUUGGGGUGGAAGAGCGGGUGCCUAGUUGCUACAUGAUAAAUAUAACUCUAGCUGUGUGAUAAUUAUCUUUGUACCAGACAUCAGGACAUCGCAAUUCUAGAAAACAGAUGAAAUCAUGAAAAGGGUUACGACUUGGCUUCAGUCCAGUUUAUAAUUGCAGGUAUUCAUGCUUUUACUGUAGCAUCAGCAAAUCUUGUCCACCUUGUAGAGUGAGAGCAGAUCUGUGUUGGAAAAGGGAUUUCAGUGCCUCUGUUUACUCCUGUACCUUUCCUACCUCAUUAAAUGUGACAGAAGCAGAAUAAUGUAUUUCUGAAGUAUACUCCUAUAGGCUACCAGCACUCCCUUUCCCAUUGAAAAAAACUUAGUGUGUGAGAGCAAGCAGUUUCUUUUGGAUGUGGUAGUGGCCAUGGAGGUCCUCAUUCAGUGUUUGGGAGAGGUGGAUAUGCAAAAGAUGGUUUUGUGCUGUCAAGAUUUGGAGAAAUAAUUGCUUUUACAGUACUAGCUAAAGCAAUGCAGGAGGAAAAAUACCCUUAAGUCCCACUUCAAUUGUGUAUCUCUUUUGUGACAAACUCGCUGUCCCUUAUGGUCCUGUGCUGUGGCUUUUAUUUUGUAUGUGUUCUCGAGGUCAAAUUCAUCACAAACAGACUUUAGUGUGGGUGGCUGACAAUCUGUACCUAGAUGCUGAACUACUAUUACAACUUACAAGAGGCUGUUUUAAAGUAUGUUGCACUAAUUAGUUUAGCUGAAAAUGCUGAACUGGUUCAGAGCGCGAUUCAUGAACAACUUGUAUGUUGAUGCUAUGUGGACAGUUGAGGAAGGUUAUUAAAUAAUGCUGUCCAUCAAUUAGUCUCACUCUUAGUUGACUAGUGCUUUCUCAGAUAAGUCUAGCUAAUUAAAGCGAGUUUGUAUGUGAAAUAACAUGCCACUGGUUUGGAGAUAAGAUAUCAAAGUUAUCACAGGUCCUGGAAGGCUGCUUCUGAAAAUUGCUACGUAGUCAAGCAUUAGCCACUUACUCAGCAAGAUCCAUCUACUUAAAUUCAGCUGAUGGGACGCUAGCAAAAAGGUCUCUUGAACCUAUAGAAAUCAAUGUGUUUCUGUUUAUUUUCAACUCUUCCAAGCUAAAGAAUUGUCUGUGAAAUUACUUUUUCCUCACUUGAAAGCCAUGAAGAGUGUCUGGAUAAAGACUGUAGGCUUUGACAUUCAGUUUGUUAACACUGGGAGGAAAUAUUGGGGGAAGAAGGAUGUAAAUGUUUAAUUUCCUGCCUUCCUUACCAGUAUUCCUUAUUAUGUGAAAGACUGAACAGAAUAAAAUGGCAGCAUUCCUAAUAUAUCUGCUGGUAUGUCAAAAUCAAAGUGCAGCUUGAACUUUAUUCUUACUUUAUUCUUCAUUUGUCACUAGGCUACAAACCCUUCCUAUUUGGAGAGAGGGGUGGUGGGGGAAAUUAUGGUAGUGCUGAUCUGUAAAUCCACUUUAUUUGGAAGCUUGAAUAUUUGUCCAAGGCCAGGAAGUGCAAAGUAUUGUACAUGCUCUUUCUGUGUGACAUCAUGUGAUCGUGUGAAAUGUUGCUUUGUGUUGCCAAAACAAAUGAGGACCUUCAAGCCAAGAAUUGCUUUAAAAAGCCAAGUGCUUUCUACCACUGACAACUACCCUUUAAGAUGUCUGUAAAGAAUUAUUGGUAUUUCCAAGAGGGUUUCCUGAAAAAGUUUCCAAGACCCAUAUUAGUCAAUUUUCUUCAACAAAUUUUGGGUAGAAAACAAAAAAUGGCCUUUACUCCAAAGACUGAUCAGCUUUUUUUGCUAUUUUAAGUUAGUAAUAUGUGACUUGUAUCAUUUCAAUACAACUAAAUGGCAGAUUCUGUAUGUCGGAGUACAGAAUUUGAAAGAUCUCCAAAAUGACUGAUUCUUGGAAUACAGAGACUAUCCUGCAGAGGAUUAUAGGUUAGAACUGGACAAAUGUUCUUAUUGUGAGCCAAGAUACUAAAAUGUUUCUUGCGUAAAUAGGAGAAAAGUGAGCAGUAGGGUAAAACUUUAUUGUUGUGUAGGUAAGGAAGGAGCGCAUACAUUUCAGAAAGGAUGUUGAAAUAUUGGGUAAAGUACAGAACCACAGAUGAUUCAGCAGAAAAGAAAAGGUUGUGCAACAGCUCAUAUUUUAUUACAUUAAGACUGAUUAAUAUACAUGUAUCUUGAAGAUGAAAAACUACCAAAGGCCUCUCUAUCCCAGCAGAGAAAGGUAGAACAAGAACCAGUAGCCUGAACCUGAAGUUAAAAAUGUGUGUUAGUUUUGUUAGUUGUUUCUUUUUUUAUUUUAUUAACAGGAAGAUUGGGCUUUUUCCCCUCAUUACAGCAAGCUGUUUGUGGAGGUAACAGAUUUUCCAUCUCUGUCUUCAAAUAAAAAAAUGAUUGCAGCUCUGGUGAAGGUGGCUUGUUUUAAUAAGUUACUGGGUUUUACACGUUAGAAAUUAAUGAAAUAUAAUGACGUGAACUAACAGGAAAUCAUUUAAUGGUCCCUUCUGGCUUUAAACUUAUGAUUUAUUUAUAUGCAAUAUUUGUAGGAGUUUUUCAGCACUCAUGUGGUUACCUUAAUUAUAAUAUAUGCGGUGUCAGCUCACCGUAGACAGCAAGGUUACACAAGGUAAAAAAACUGAAACAAAAUUUAAAAAUCCCUCAUGAUCUUCCUAUACCUCAACUUGCAGUAAUUCCCAAAUUAAUUGAUGCUGUGACUCUGCUUAGAAAGGCAGAUUAACAGCAGCCACAGAUAUGAUAGCCGUCAGAAUAAAUCUAAAUAAUAGUACAGUAUAUACUUGUAUGCAAUGGCUGUACUUAAAAUUGUUUACAUAAGUAGUAAUACCAGUACAGAAACACACCUAUUUUAUCGGUAUGGAUGGACUCUGUGGGCAGCCUAAUAUUCUGGAAUUGUAAUGUCUGUGUGUAGGCCAGGAAGUAAUUCUUUGAUAAUCAGAUACUUUUUUGAGGCUAGCUGGGACCAACAUCCCUGUGUAUUUUGUUCUGGUAAAUCUGUUCAUAUUUAUGAAAAGCGGUGUCAUCAGACUUUUAAUUACAGCUCACAAACACAUUUAAUUCUGCUACACUUGAAUGUAUUUGUGCCUGCUGAGUCAAUAUGCUAAUAAAGAUGUCUCAUUUGUCCCUAUUCAAAGUGGUAUCACAGCUCAAAUUUUAUGUAAGGACCAUUUUAAGAUUUUUUUUUUUCAAAUUCUGGAUUCUACACCUAGGACAGAGUAAUGCUGGGCACAAGUAUAAACUGGGAGAGGAGUGGCUGGAGAGCAGCCCUGCAGAAAGGGGUCUGGGGAUGGUGGUGGAGAGGAGACUCAACAGGAGCCAGCAGUGUGCCCUGGUAGCCUCGAGGGCAAAGCUGCAUCCUGGGGUGCAUCAAACACAGCAUGGCCAGCUGGUCAAGAGAGGGGAUUAUCCUGCUGUAUUCAGUGUUGGUGCAACCUCACCUGGAGUAAUGUGUGCAGCUCUGGGCCCCUCAAUUUAAGAAGGAUGUGAAGGUCCUUGAAUGUCUCCAGAGGAGGGCAACAAAGCUGCUGAAAGGGCUGGAAGGAAUGUCUAGCGGCUGGAGGAUUUUGGGUUUGUCUAGUUUAGAGAAGAGGUUGAGGGGUGACCUCAUUGCUCCCUACAGCUUCCCAAGGAGAAGUGGUGAAGGGAGGUGCUGAGCUCUUCUCCCCAGUACCCAGUGGUGGGACGUGUGGGAAUGGUUCAAAGCUGCACCAGGGGAGGUUCAGACUGGACACGAGGAAGCAUUUCUUUACCAAGUGGGGAGUCAAACACUGGAACAGGCUUCCCAGAGAAAUGGUCAACACCCCAAGCCUGCCAGUGUUUUAAGAGGCAUUUGGACAAUGCCCUUGACAACCUCCUUUAACUUGGUCAGACAGUUGGACUAGAUGAUCAUUGUAGUUCCCUUCCAACUGAAAUAUUCUAUUCUUUCUAUUUUUUCUGCAAUAUUUUGCUUUUAUAUUCCCAACUUGCUUUGAUUUUUAAAAAAUAUCCCCUUUACCCCCUAAACAGUUAUUCUUAAAUUUGCGAGUCUAGCUGUAGAAGUAUAUGCAUUUUUUUAGCAUAUGGGCUGGGAUUAUGUACCAAAGCGAACUUGGCUGUAGUGUAGAAGGCGUGAGAGGUGAAAGCUGCAAUGAUUCCUUUUGGCUGCUGUAUUCACAGGACUUAGGCACAAAGAACAACGUUUGUUUCAAUUCUUAUGUUGCCUCAAAAGUUUAGGACUUUGUCUGAUAACAGGCCAUCGGAGGUAACUGGA